AUGCGGUCCAGUAAACGAUAUAUACUUACAUUAUCUUUGGCGUCGUUUCUAGCGUCUUUACUGAUAGGACUCCUGAUAUAUUUACUGAUAAAAAAUGAAGGACCAUUCAGUAUCACGUCCAAUCCAGUGAAUGGGGUGAAAAUCUGCAUAACGGCUGGCUGUGUACAUUGUUUACUGAACUUCAUAUUAUUUUAUGUGUACGCACCAAACAGCCUCGAGUCCGGCUUUCGGAUUGUAAACAUUGCAAAAUGUUGCUGCCUUCUAGUGCUUGCCUGUUUUACAUUUCAUGUCAUUGCCAUCUGUUUUGGAGCCCCACUUAUCAAGUCAGCCACAGAGACAUUGCAUUUUGCCAUACUGCUGACAGUGUUAGUCUGUCUUCCAUUUUGUCUCUUUUUUGGGCCAAGCAUUGAAAACUGGUUCGAAGUUUUUAUUGACAAAAGCUCACAUGUGGGGUUGGAAACUGUAGUCUACUUCACAAGUCUGAGUGCUCUGCUGGGAUCCUGGCUCGGUGCUAUACCAAUUCCUCUUGAUUGGGAUCAGCCAUGGCAGGAAUGGCCCAUUAGUUGUGUAGUGGGUGCAGUCGGAGGCUAUUCUGUUGGGCUUCUACUGUCUGCUGUCUACCUGCCUAGAAAAUACUCAACAUUACAUAAAUCAAAAUUCUUUUAA
Candidula unifasciata is the source of this 666-nucleotide messenger RNA. Lineage: Eukaryota; Metazoa; Mollusca; Gastropoda; Stylommatophora; Geomitridae. The record is from the annotation of a GenBank genome assembly.